AUGCCAGAAGCAGUAUCUCAAACAGUAAAAAGGGGGGCAUUUGACCCCUCUAAGGCCUAUGCAGCACAAGAAGGAACCACAUUCUUCAACGAUGGCCGUGAAAUCGAGCUCCUUCAUUUUGUUUACUCGCACCCCAAACUGGACAGCAUUCGAGGAUCGCCGGAGAGUGUCCUUGACGCCAUCGACGAGUAUGCUCGGACAAGAAAGUACCUGAUGAAUGUCGGUGAGGAUAAGGGGAGGAUCGUGUGUGACUUGAUUGCGGAGGUGAAACCAAAGACAAUGGUUGAACUAGGCGGCUAUGUCGGUUACUCCAGCAUCCUUUUCGGGGCCGCAGUUCGCGCCGCCGGUGGAAGUCGGUAUUACAGUUUAGAAAUGAACCCCGAAUUCGCGGCGGUGAUUAUGGCCCUCGUCGACCUGGCAGGGUUAUCGGAUGUCGUGAAAGUGGUUAUUGGACCAAGCGAUGUAUCGAUCGCGCGUCUCUACGAAUCAGCCGCACUAACGCAUAUCGGCCUGCUGUUUCUAGACCACUAUAAGCCUGCAUACACGACUGACCUGAAGCUCUGCGAGGAAUUGAAACUGAUCACUCCUGGCUCCGUUUUAGCCGCGGAUAAUGUGAUCAAGCCCGGGAACCCGCCGUAUCUUGAGUAUGUACGACGGAGUGUGGACGAGAAGAGGAAGCAUCUGGGGGUGUCGACGAAUGGUGGUGGUUUGCCCGGGAAGACGGUAGACCAAUACAAGGAUAAAACUGGUUUUGGGCAGAUGAAGCUUAGCCAGAGCCGUGGGAAUCCAAAUCUCAUCUAUGAGAGUCGGUUGGUGGAGAGUUUUGAGCCGACGGGGGUGCCGCAGUGUGGGCGUGCAUAUGAGAACCAUGGAACACCCGGAGCCGCCGGUAUGCCCUGGCCUCACAGUCUUACCCAGCACCUCAUCCUCCUGUUGCACAAGGCUGAGUUUAGGAUACCAUCAAGCAAGAUGGCGGAGCCGUUUUUCUACAGCCAUAUACCGAAAAACAUUCUCCUCAUUUUGCUCAGUCUAAUGUUCCUACCUACAACUGCUAUAAUAGCCAUCACUAGCCUCGUCAUCAACUAUGUAUCCAAGACGCCGGAACAAGGAAGGUUCAAAGAAUCUUCUGCACCGAAGACGAUCCUAGUGACCGGAGUCUCUAUGGCCAAGGGCCUUGCCAUCGCUCGGCUCUUGGCGAGGGAGACGCCGCACCGCAUCAUCGGCGCCGACACGGAGCCUCUACUCUUCACCUCGCCAGGCCGGUAUUCUCAAUCAAUUGUCAAAUUCUACAGACUCUCGUCGCCCCGUCCAGGUGAUCCAAAGCCUUACCUCGACUCUCUCCUCUCCGUGAUGAGAAAGGAGGAAGUGCAUCUAUGGAUCAGUUGUAGCAGUGUUAUUGGUGCCGUUGAAGACGGCGAGGUUAUGGUAAUGGCGGAGAAGGAGUUCGGAAAAGAUCGUUUCAAGGCUGUCCAGUUUGAUUCGGAAACCGUGAAGAGAUUCCACGAGAAGGAUACAUUUAUUGACUACAUCAAGAGCCUGGAACUGCCUGUACCCGAGUCAUAUCGAUGCACAUCAGUUGAAGAGGUGACAAUUUUACUCAACCAAGGUAGAGAAAAAGCGAAGAGGUUCAUUAUGAAACCAAUCGGAGUGAACGACAAGGCGAGAGGGAAAAUGAUGACUUUGCUCCCCCUCGACAGCGAGGAAGCUACAUCCUCCUAUCUUACUGCGUUAGAUAUCUCCAAGUCUUCCCCCUUCCUCUUACAAGAAUACAUUACCGGUGAGGAGUAUUGCACGCAUUCGCUCGUUGUGCGUGGGGAUGUCAAGGCGUUCGUGGCAUGUCCGUCGUCUGACAUGCUUAUGCAUUACAGCGCCACACCUCCAGGCUCGGCCCUGAGUAUGAAGAUGCUCGAGUUCACGACCCGAGUCGCAGAGCGUGGCGGGGAGGACUUCACGGGGCAUCUAAGUUUUGAUUUCUUGGUGCAAGGUCGAGGGGAAGAAGCAAGGUUAUCCCCAAUCGAAUGCAACCCGCGCACACACACUGCAGUCAUUUUAUUCCAACAUACACCUGAAGUGGCACAUGCGUAUCUAUCUGUCUUCGGUCACAACCUGGACUCGAAACUGAAGCAGGACAAAGGCUCGAGCGACAUCGUGGCCCCUGCAACGCCAGAUUAUAACGUCUACUGGAUUGGGCACGAUCUAGUAACUCUGCUCAUUAUCCCGGUUGUGACAUGGAUAGGUGGAAUCAGAAGUACUGAAGAGACCAAGCACUCCCUCCGGACCUUCUGGCAUCAUCUCCUCCACUGGAGGGACGGCACCUGGGCCUUAUGGGAUCCGGUGCCCUUUUUUGCGCUAUAUCAUGUCUACUGGCCCGCGCGGUUUGUUGAAUGCAUUUUCAAGAACCGCAAAUGGUCUCGGAUCAAUGUUAGUACUACGAAGAUGUUCGAAUGUUGA
Messenger RNA from Aspergillus nidulans FGSC A4, 2451 nucleotides. RefSeq lists its product as uncharacterized. Gene Ontology annotation, molecular function: O-methyltransferase activity; ATP binding; nucleotide binding. The record is from RefSeq and is a predicted model, not a curated record. NCBI's taxonomy places the organism in Eukaryota, Fungi, Ascomycota, Eurotiomycetes, Eurotiales, Aspergillaceae. The coding region runs from base 1 to 2451 and encodes 816 amino acids. The transcript is spliced from 3 exons.